AUGAAAAUUGAUGAAGAAAUUGCAAAGAGUGUCAAAAAAAGGUCACAUAUGGUUUGGAACGAUCGUAAAGACGAACUGUUGUUAAGAGAAGUGCUUCUUUUUGAACCCUACAAAUAUAAAGCACGAACAAAAGAGAGAGGGAAUGCUUGGAAAGUUAUUGCUGAAAACUUAAGUCAGUUGGAUUCGGAACAAUUUCAAGCGGAUCAAAGAUCUGUUCGUGAAAGAUUUGGAAUUUUAAAAACACGUUACCAAAAUAAAACUCGAGAAGAAUUGAAAGCUAGUGGUAUUGCUCCUGAGUUUGAUAAAAUUAUGGAUGCGAUGGAAGAUAUUUCAGAGAAAAUUAAGGAGUAUGAAAAGGUACAUGCUGAACAAGAUAGCCAACAAUCAGAGAAAAUUGAAAAAGAAGCUAAUGCAGCAUCCGACAUGAGAAUGAAAGCUUUAGAAACGUUCAGUGAAAGUAAAAAAAGAAAAGAACUAACCACAGAGGCUGGAGGUGAAGAUACUGAGAAAAAAGCAAAAAAACUAAAAGUUCUGGAACUGAUACCAUACAAUACUUGA
This is a messenger RNA of Hydractinia symbiolongicarpus, 558 nucleotides long. RefSeq lists its product as uncharacterized. Lineage: Eukaryota; Metazoa; Cnidaria; Hydrozoa; Anthoathecata; Hydractiniidae. The record is from RefSeq and is a predicted model, not a curated record. Bases 1 to 558 code for a protein of 185 amino acids. The transcript has 2 exons.